Rotaria sordida is the source of this 3570-nucleotide messenger RNA. NCBI's taxonomy places the organism in Eukaryota, Metazoa, Rotifera, Eurotatoria, Philodinida, Philodinidae. The record is from the annotation of a GenBank genome assembly.
AUGUCCUCAACUGGCAAAUCACGAGGACGUGGUCGAGCUCGACCAAUACAAUCAAAAGACAAUGAUGCACCAGGUGGUUUACAAGAUUAUACAGACACUGAAACAGCAUCAUGUAUUUCCCAAUCAAGUGAAAUAAGUGAUAUGCCACAACAUCCUAGUGAAGUUAUACCUUCUGAUGAGCAAUCUCGAGCCGAAAAACCUCGUCGUGGAAAUCCACCAAAAGUCAUGCCAGGAGCUCCUCGUGGUAGUGGUGUAAAAGGUAUAACAUCUGAAUUUGCAACAAUGCGUCUUGGUUCAAGUAGUGGUCGAUCAAGUUCUCGAUCAAUACCUUAUUCAAAUAUCUCUGAACCUCAACCACAAGCAACGGAAAAACAAGGUACGGCUGGUGAUCCAGUUAAUAUCAUAGCAAAUUAUAUAAAAAUAUUAACAAAACCUCAAUGGGAACUUUUUCAAUAUCAUAUUGAAUUUAUACCAAAUGUUGAAAAUAAACGUUUUCGACGAGAAAUAAUUAGUCAACAUCGAACAAAAUUAAAAGAUGUAGCAUUUGAUGGUACAACGAUCUAUACUUUUGAUGAUUUUGGUGAUUCACCAGAAUUUGUUUGUCGUCAUCCAGCAACAUCCGAUGAAGUUAGAGUUGUUCUACGAAAAGUAGCACGAAAUUCACCUGAUUCACCAAUUUUUUUUCAUUUGGCUAAUCUUAUUGUUCGAAAAUUACUUGAAUUAUCAGGCAUGAAAUUAAUCGGUAGAAAUUAUUAUCAAUUUGAUCGUAAAAUUGAUCUUGAUCGAUAUAAAUUAACAUUAUUUCCAGGUUUUAUGACAAAUGUUAAUAUUUAUGAAGGAUCUUUGAUGGUCAAUGUAGAUUUAUCUCAUAAGGUGUUAAAUAAAACUACUGUAUAUCAACGUUUACAAGAUAUAUUUAGCCAAUAUCAAGAUGUAAAACAUGCUCAAGAUACUGCUACCAAAGAGUUAGUCGGUCAGAUUGUGCUUACAACAUACAAUUCGAAAACGUAUAAAAUAGAUGAAAUAGCAUGGGAACGUGCUCCAUCACAAACAUUUCCAAUGCGUGAUGGUACACAAUGUUCAUUUAUUCAAUAUUAUGAAGAUAAAUAUCAAUUAAAAAUAAUCGAUCCUGGACAACCACUUUUAGUUAGUAAACCAUCAAAAAAAGAUCGUCGAGCUGGCGUCAAUGCACCAUUUUUACUUGUACCUGAAUUAUGUUGUGUUACUGGUAUUAGUGAUGUAAUGCGUUCAGAUUUUCAUUUUAUGAAAGAAAUUGCAAGCUAUACACACGUUGAUGCUAAUACUCGUUAUAAUCGUCUUCGACAAUUUGUAACUGAUAUUCAUCAAAAUUAUGAAUGUCAAGAUGAAUUAGCUAAAUGGAAUUUGAAACUUGACACUGAUCUAGUCAAAUUUGAAGCACGAAUUCUUGAGGCUGAACAUAUAUUAUAUUUCGAUCAUUCAGUGAGAUAUAACUAUAACGAGGCCGAUUGGAGUCGUGAUGGUCGUAAUAUGCGUCAUAUAAGUGCUAAAUCUCUAAAUAAUUGGAUUGUAGUAUUUCCAGGACGAGAUGAACAAAUUUCAUUAGGACUUAUUGAUGCAUUGAUGCACGUUUGUCAACCAUUUGGUAUGCAUGUUGAAUAUCCUUUUAUACAACAAUUAGUAAAUGAUCGACCUGAAUCUUAUCUUCAAGCAUUAAAAGAUUUUAUACCUCGUAAUACAGACCUUGUCUUGUGUGUAUUAUCCAAUAAUCGAAAAGAUCGUUAUGAUGCAUUAAAAAAAUUUUUAUGUCUUGAUAAUCCUGUACCAUCACAAAUGGUUCUUACAAAAACAUUAGCACGCCGUAAUCAAUUAAUGUCUGUUGCAACAAAAAUUGGUAUACAAAUAAAUGCUAAAUUAGGUGGUGAAGUAUGGGGUGUACAAAUUCCAACAAAAACUUUAAUGGUUAUUGGAAUGGAUUCAUAUCAUGAUUCAAAACGUCGCGGUGCAUCUGUAGGUGCAUUUGUUGCAUCAACAAAUCCAACAUUAACAAAAUUCUAUUCACGUGUUAUUUAUCAACGUACAGCACAAGAACUUAUGGAUGGUUUAGCUGUUUGUAUGAAAGAUGCAUUAAAAGAAUAUUAUCAAAAUAAUAAUUGUUUACCAGAAAAGAUUGUUCUUUAUCGAGAUGGUGUUAGUGAUGGUCAAUUAGCAGUUGUUGCUGAACAUGAAUUACCACAAAUAAUUGAAACAUUUCCAAAGAUAAUGUCUGGUUAUGAACCAAAACUAGCUGUUAUUAUUGUAAAAAAACGUGGUAAUGCUCGAUUUUUUCAACAAGAAGGUCGUAAUAUACAAAAUCCUCAACCAGGAACUAUCAUUGAUCAUACUGUUACAAGUGCUGAAUGGUAUGAUUUUUAUUUAAUCUCACAAUGUGCUCGACAAGGAACAGUUGCACCAACACAUUAUAAUGUUAUUUGGGAUCGAACAAAUUUUAAAGUUGAUCAUAUGCAACGGUUAACAUAUAAAUUAUGUCAUUUGUAUUACAAUUGGCCAGGAACAAUUCGAGUACCAGCUGUUUGUCAAUAUGCUCAUAAAUUAGCAUUUUUAGUUGGUCAAAGUCUUCAUCAAGAUUUUAGUGUGAAUCUAGCAAAUAAACUUUUUUAUUUGAUAAUUCGUUGGACAAUUAAUUCACAGAAAUGUUCAUUUAUUACUGUGAGAUCAUGUUUAGGAAGUCUUGAACAAAUACGUUGGCAAACAACUGAUGUUCCACCGAAAGAAGAACCAUCAGUUGAUGUUAGUACAAAAGUAACACCAAUGAAAAAAAGUAAUCUGAUGGAAUUUUUUGAUACAACAGAUAAUUUACAUGAAUCAAAAAUUAUUCAUGGGCGUUGGUGGUAUGUAGAUGAAUUACGUUUAAAAAGUAAUGAAGACUUACAUAAAUUAUGGUAUGUUCUAUUGAAAGAACGUAAUCGUUUAUUAACUAUGGAAGAAGAAUAUCGAUAUCAACAUGAAUUAUUUCCUAGUCCAGAACGCAUUGAUAAAGUUGAAGAAAGUAUGCGUAAUAUAAUGUCGGUUAUACGAGAACGUGAUAUUGCUUAUAAUUUAUUAGAAACAGGUAAAACUGGUGAACAAACUCCUCAAAUACGUGACACAAGUUUUGGUCUUUUACGAUAUUAUCAACCAAAGGAACGUAUAUUACCUUUUUAUAAAAAUCGUUAUUAUCAAUUAUUAUGGGGUAAACGUAAACCAUCUCCAUGGACAAAUAUAUUUAAACGACGUUAUAAUGAAUUUCAAGAACAUCAAGAAUAUCGAGAAACAAAUCGUAUUAGGAAAAUUGUUGCUAAGGUUUUACAAAAAUAUCCACAUUUACGUGAUGAAGAAGAACGUGUUUUAGAAGAAUAUAAAAAACGUUAUGAUUUUGAACAUUAUCAUAUACCAAGACGAUUAGCACAACGACCAAAAUUACGUGGUCAUCAAACUGUAUGGAGUGAACAAGAAUUUAUUGAAAAGGGCAUAUUAGAUGAUCCAAAUAGUGAAGAUUUUGAACGUUUACAACAAGAAAAAGUUGUUCGAAUGCGAAGAAAGAAAAAAUAA